AUGAAAGCCACUUAUUCACUCGUUGCGGCAGUACUUGUGAGCCUGUCGCAAGCAAUCCAGCUCACGGAUAAAUCAUAUUCUCCUUGUCAUGAAGCAAAUCAGUUGAAAUCUAUCAACAUCACGCCCUGUGAUAAAGAACCUUGUACCUUCACUAAGGGAACAUCAGUGGACAUUGUCAUGACGGGAACGAGCAAUCAAGAAGUUGACCAAGUCAACCUCAGUAUGGACGUCCUGUUAGGUCAAUGGGUUCCAAUUCUGGAUGAAGCUGUUUGUGGGACUAGCAUUGAAUGUCCCGUGCAGGCAUCCAGCGAAUGGAGUAUGAAGUACACCUAUGAGGUUGACAACAGACUUCCUGAUGGAGAAACCAACACGAGAUGGAAGCUUGUUGGGAAUAGUGGUAGCGAUGAAGUUGCUUGUGCGUAUAUUCAGUUGGAGGUUGUUUAA
This is a messenger RNA of Penicillium odoratum, 444 nucleotides long. RefSeq lists its product as uncharacterized. The record is from RefSeq and is a predicted model, not a curated record. Lineage: Eukaryota; Fungi; Ascomycota; Eurotiomycetes; Eurotiales; Aspergillaceae. The transcript has 2 exons. Gene Ontology annotation, biological process: sterol transport. Bases 1 to 444 code for a protein of 147 amino acids. Gene Ontology annotation, molecular function: sterol binding.